AGAACUACCGCAACCAAAGCCAGGAGCGUUCGCAGAAUGAAGCUGGCCGUCGUCUCCGUACUCUUCGCCGUUGCCUUCUUGUCUGACGGCAACAUAAAAUCCGAGGCAUUUCCACUGGAUAACUAUGAAGAUCUAAACCUCAUUCAAGACUCCACUGGGGAAGGACUGACUGACAACAUAGUGGCUCCCGGACCAGGACCAGGCGUUUCUAAGAUCAUCAUGGUGGCAGACGCAGACCUGCUGAACACCCUGAAGGCUCUGGGAAGGAACAUGCCUGAGAGGAUCCUGAGUCCUGAGCACCGAGACGGAAGUCCAGACCAGUCCAGCAUCUCCAUCAUCCGGAGGGACACCAAGAGGUGCAUGGUGGGAAGGGUCUACCGGCCAUGCUGGGAUGCCUAGGUCCUGUGGACGAGUCCAGUGACGACGGCGCGGGA
Clarias gariepinus (North African catfish) is the source of this 434-nucleotide messenger RNA. RefSeq names its product pro-melanin-concentrating hormone, like (gene pmchl). Bases 37 to 399 code for a protein of 120 amino acids. The record is from RefSeq and is a predicted model, not a curated record. Gene Ontology annotation, molecular function: type 1 melanin-concentrating hormone receptor binding; melanin-concentrating hormone activity. NCBI's taxonomy places the organism in Eukaryota, Metazoa, Chordata, Actinopteri, Siluriformes, Clariidae. The transcript has a single exon. Gene Ontology annotation, biological process: chemical synaptic transmission; behavior.